This is a messenger RNA of Mercenaria mercenaria, 1540 nucleotides long. RefSeq lists its product as uncharacterized. The record is from RefSeq and is a predicted model, not a curated record. The transcript is spliced from 2 exons. NCBI's taxonomy places the organism in Eukaryota, Metazoa, Mollusca, Bivalvia, Venerida, Veneridae. Bases 253 to 567 code for a protein of 104 amino acids.
GGUUGCUAAGCAAAAUAAUAUCGAUGAAUAACUGGUUCCGUAGCUCUUCUUUAUCUUCUGGGUACCGACGUACUUUAAACCGGUCUCAAGCUAAUACGCAUGAACAGGUAGUUUACUAUAAAUACCGCUAAACCCGUGCUCUUCGUUCACUUUGUAUUGCUACACGGUUGUAUCAGGAGAAAACUUAGAUCUACAUGUAUAAUACUACACAGUUGUAUUCAAGUGAUCAAGUUUGACUUUAAAAGCUUGAAAAUGCCACGCGGUCGCCGAAGACAGGCACAGGCUAGGCGUAUGCCGAGACAGGAGAGAGCCGUUCGGCAGGAGAGAGCCGUUGAGCAGGAAAGGCAGGAGAGAGCCGUUGAGCAGGACGAGGAGCUGAAUCUGCAGAAUGCCCGGCGUAACUUGAGAAGGAACGCUGCCAGAGAGGAGCAGAAUGACCAAGGUCACGGGGACGUCAGGGGCACCAGGGGGCAAAAAAGGCCUGCGGCUGACCUCGAGGAUGCUGUAGACGAGAGGUUGCUACAAACAGAUGCCGUAUUUAUGCUUACAGGCAACUUCUCAGAGUAGUUGACAAAAGGCCUUAUAGAAGAAUGCACAGUCGUAUACACAGGAACAUUAUGCCAGGAACUAUCGCUGUGAGAAGGGAUAUCCGGCGAUUCCAGGACAUUCAUAUGAAGAAAAUGUGUGGUAACCAAUGAACUCUUUUGAGAUCAUUUUAAGCAUGUGAAUUACUGUUCCUGGAUAUUCUUGUUAUAGUUACAUGUAACUGUGCGUUCAUUUGAAAUGUGAUAAGUACUAUUAAAGGUGAAAUAGACAAUCACUGAACUGUUCCUGGAAGUUCUUGUUUAAAUUUCAUGUGAUUUGUGCAUUCAUUUAAAAUAUGAUAAGUACUGUUAAAUGUGACAUAGACAAUCACUGAACUUUUGAGAAAAUAGAUCAAUGUGACUGUAAAUAUUCUCACCGAGAAAUAUUUGAAGGCCAUUUAUGUAGCCAUAUUUGCGAACAAUAUUCUUUUCUUUGUAUUUUAUAAUUAACGUCGCUCUAUUUUCAUAUAGGAAAAUUCUAUAAACCGGAAGGUGAUCAGGCGUGUCUGCUUACAUUAGUUUACAAUAAACUGAUAAGUAUAAUUUGGAAAUAAAUAUUGUUUCAUAAAAAUACAUCUAUUGUCUGGCGAGAACUUACAAAGCACUGUAUUUUCGGCGUGUGUUACUCUUAUGUGGUUACUCUUAUGUUGUUAUGUGGCUAGGGUUGAAUAGGUUUUGCCCAUAGUACCUGGCGAAAUCUAGUUUUGUAUUGCGUAUUGCUUUGUAGUAUUGCUUUGUAUUGCGUUAUCAACACUCUAGCAUGCAACUUACUGCUUUCCUUCACGCAGUGGUUUUGGUAUGUGUUGACCCGUCAUUCCCGGAUACCUGGUCGUGUCUGGUAACUAUCAUACCGUGACUACUGGCACCGAAGUUGCCGUGAAUUGCCACAUUAUGUUUAAGUUAGUCAGUAUUGCUACCUCGUUAUGUCCGACAGUGCAGAGUUACGUUAUGUUGAA